Molecule: messenger RNA, 1007 nt
Organism: Cryptomeria japonica (Japanese cedar)
Lineage: Eukaryota; Viridiplantae; Streptophyta; Pinopsida; Cupressales; Cupressaceae
Product: glutamate receptor 3.2-like
Exons: 2
Coding region: 6-845 (279 amino acids)
Cellular component (GO): plasma membrane
Molecular function (GO): ligand-gated monoatomic ion channel activity; signaling receptor activity
Source: RefSeq, a predicted model, not a curated record
AGGUUAUGACAUCUCUUGGCAAAGUUAUUUUGAUAAUUUGGCUGUUUGUAGUUCUAGUCUUAAAUUCAAGCUACACAGCUAGCCUCGCAUCCAUUCUCACUGUUCAGCAACUUUCCCCAACAAUACGAGACAUAGAGUCACUCAGAGCAAACAACGCCUCCAUUGGGCAUUUGAAUGGUUCAUUUGUCAGAGAUUAUCUGAUCAAUGAGCUAAAAAUUGACGAGAGAAGAUUGUUACCUCUUGUCAAUCCAGAAGACUACGUCAAUUCACUAAGGAAUGAGACAAUUGGGUCUGUAGUUGAUGAGACUCCAUACAUCAACAUGCUAAUGUCACAGCAUUGUGGUGAAUUUGAGAUUGUGAGUCGGCCAUUCUACAAAGGAGGAUUUGGGUUUUUAUUUGCCAAAGGGUUUCCAGUUGUUGGGGAAAUGACAUCUGCAGUGCUGAAAAUUAUUCAGAACAAAACAGAGCUAGACAAACUUCGCGGGCACUGGUUUGGGCGUUAUUCUUCUGAUCCAUGCAAUAAUGACAACGGCGGGAUAUCUGAAGAAGACACGGUAGAUGAUGGUGGGAAGUUGAGUCCACGCAGGUUUUGGGGUUUGUUCGUCAUCUCAUCAGCGUUAUAUUGUGUAAUCAUGUCCGCCCACGUCGGACAAAAGUAUUAUAAGAAAAGACUAGUUAGCACAAGAGUGGAGAAUGUUCAGUCCCCACCUCCCGAUAGCCCUUUGCCUGCAACUGAAUUCAUACCUGCAAAUUCAGAUCUAUCCCGUUCAUCUGGUCAGUUCCAUACAAAUAAUAACAAUGCAACUUCAAAUGGUGUGCGCCAUCGAAGAUCUUUCUCAGCUUAAUGUUAUUGAGCUUUGAAAUAAUGGCAUCUUCUUUUGAACUGUCCAAAAAACGAUGCUCUGUAGUAAAUUGAUAAUUGUUAAUUGUGUAUAGGCCUAAAAGGUUCAGUCUAAGACUCCUAGUCUUCAUUGAAUAGUUAAACAAAUUUGGGUUUCAUAUAUAAA